Populus nigra (black poplar) is the source of this 1545-nucleotide messenger RNA. Its product is annotated as mitochondrial arginine transporter BAC1-like. Bases 321 to 1223 code for a protein of 300 amino acids. Gene Ontology annotation, molecular function: L-ornithine transmembrane transporter activity. Lineage: Eukaryota; Viridiplantae; Streptophyta; Magnoliopsida; Malpighiales; Salicaceae. The record is from RefSeq and is a predicted model, not a curated record. The transcript has 8 exons. Gene Ontology annotation, biological process: mitochondrial L-ornithine transmembrane transport.
AACUAAUAUGCUUCAAUUACAGCAACGGUCAAAAGCCCACAACUUGGUUCCAUCUGUUGAAUGAGAAGACCCAUCAUCUCUCAGUACUCCCCAUCUCUUUGUAAUUUUCACAAUUCUGGGCAAUCUCCAACUUCUUUACCUUCUCAUUCGGCACCAUUUGAGAAUUGAGACGCAAAAACGAUAGUGGCGUGACUGGUUGCUGACAAGUUCAACCACCCAACUUUUACCAGUCUAUUUAAGGACAAUGGUUUUUUUUAUUACUAAUUAAUUAACUUUUGAGGUUUAGGGGUUUAGAGAGAGAAAAGAGAGAAACCAAAAAAAUGGGAGAGGCAUUCGCUUAUAAGGAAUACUUAGCUGGUUUACUUGCUGGUGUCGCCACUGUUAUUACUGGUCACCCUUUUGUCACUGUCAAGGUGAAGCUGCAGAUACAUAAUACAGAAGCACAUGGGAUUAAGUACAAGAAUGGCUUGCAUUGCACUACUAGGAUACUACAGACUGAAGGAGUUAAAGGACUGUAUAGAGGGGCAUCAUCAUCUUUUGUUGGGAUGGCUUUUGAGAGUUCCCUUCUUUUUGGCGUAUAUUCUCAAACAAAGCAGUCAUUGCAGGGAGGAUUGCAAGGUGAUGUGCCUCGACCCCAAGUAAUAAUUCCAUCAGCAGCAUAUAGUGGAGCUAUUAUCAGUUUCUUAUUAUGCCCAUCAGAGCUAGUAAAAUGUAGGAUGCAAAUUCAAGGAACUGACUCCUUGGUUCCAGAGUUCAGUAGAUACAGCAGCCCUCUUGAUUGUGCCCUCCAAACAGUGAAAAAUGAAGGGGUGACAGGCAUUUUUCGUGGAGGUUUUACAACGUUGUUGAGAGAAUCUAUUGGAAACGCAGUCUUCUUUAGUGUUUAUGAGCAUGUUCGUCAUUACAUGCAUUUACAAUUGAAACCCACUUUAUCUGACCGCAGCAAUUUAGUUGACAUGGGGAUUGGAAUUGUGACUGGUGGCGUAGCUUUUUGGUCUGCAGUUUUGCCUUUGGAUGUGGCGAAAACCAUUAUCCAGACAUCUCCUGAUAAAAGCUCCACAAGAAAUCCAUUUCUAAUUCUGAACUCUAUCUACAGAAGGGCUGGACUUAAAGGAUGUUAUACGGGUUUGGGUCAGACAAUAGUGAGAGCAUUUCCUGCUAAUGCCGCCGCAAUAGUGACCUGGGAGCUAGCCAUGAAAAUGCUAGGGAUAAACCGUGACUAAAAAGUGAUAGCUAAUUACCAAGGAUUUCUAAUUUUUCAUUGCAUCACCAUUUUUGGUUUGACUCAUGAAGUUCUCUACAUUGGAACUGGGGUGAUUCUAAUAUAAAAUUUAAGCUCCAGAUAGUAUUUCUUCAAGAAUAGUGCUCUGAUAUUGCUGUCUGAAAGAGAAAAUGAUCUUUGUUUGACUUACCAGAUUUUAUGAAGGUUGUGGAAUUAAUUGUGUCCUCUGUUUGAAGAUGCUUAUGCAAGUCAUGUUCCAAUACGCAGACCUUUGGUUACAUAGUGGUUUUUGAAGUACCUUUGAUUAGAAGGACCAUUUUUUA